Molecule: messenger RNA, 4563 nt
Organism: Armigeres subalbatus
Lineage: Eukaryota; Metazoa; Arthropoda; Insecta; Diptera; Culicidae
Gene: scra
Product: anillin
Exons: 9
Coding region: 295-4164 (1289 amino acids)
Biological process (GO): septin ring organization; actomyosin contractile ring assembly; mitotic cytokinesis
Cellular component (GO): actomyosin contractile ring
Source: RefSeq, a predicted model, not a curated record
UCGCUACAAACAUCCACCCGGUCAGCCAAACAUCAGGAAGCCGAAGUCAAAUCAGAAGUCCGUUGGUGAUUUCGUUCGUCUCGUUUUGUAAAUGCUGUUUAUUUUCUGAUUUUGUUUCUUAUUACUGACUUUUCUUUGAGAAAAGUGGCUUAUAUUUUGUGCCGAAGUGUACCGAGUAGAAAAAAAGUAUAAAGAUAUAUUUUCAGUGCGAAUUGAGGUGAAAUUUUGUGUUUUCGUUAGAGAAGGCGAAACAACGACCGUUGGUAAAUUCACUGCUUGGGUUUAUGAGGGAAAAUGGAUCCCUUCACGCAGAAUAUAUUGGAACGGGCGGAGAAACGUGCCGCCGCACUAGGAAUAACCAACACUUCCAAGUUUCCGUUGUCGGAAUUUAACUACGACGUCUCCGGUUCCGGGUCAUCAGGUCCUGCUGCUCCUCCAAAAUCACCAGGAAAGAAGAGCGCUGCUAUUGGUGGUACUGGAACAUACACCAAAACCCCGAAGAAACGUUAUUCGCCAGCAGCAACAGGGGAGAAAAGCCCUGGUCGUCCGAAAGAAACCGUCAAUGUAACGAGGAAGCAAAGUUCCGGAUCUGGGAAGGAUGUAGAUGUGGCGGUGGAAAUCAAUAUUACUACAGGCUCGAACGUUCAGGUUGAAGUGGAAGUUGCGGAAUGCGAAAUGGAUGCAACAGGAAAAGUCAUUAGAAGAACUGAAGACAAAUCAAAUGAAUCUGAUGUGAAGGGAUUGAUACGUGACUCAUCUCGCAAUCAAUUGCAGCGCUUAGGAACGUUAUAUUCUGAAACCCAGGAUCUAUCAUCUCCGGUGCACCGCACCGAAGGGAAGUUCCAUGAGGAAAAUAUGUCAGGCAAAGAGAACUUAAAACCGAAACAGAAGUUAGCCAAGCUUGCGAUGCUUGCAGAUACGAUUAAUAAUUGGGAGGAUGAUACUUCUCACCCGGAUAUUCGCUAUCACCGUGAAACCAUUAGCGCAUCAAAGAAAGAUAAAAGUCCAGUCAGGCAAGAGAAGAGUCCUAAACGUAAGGAAGACAGUCCCAAAAGAGCUACAACAACGCCAAGAAAAUAUCCAGCACCGAACCCUCCCAAAUCGAUCCUCAGUCCAGCGAAGACGUCUGAAACAGAUGGCGUAAAAGCUGGUACCAAAACCCUGAAGUGGGAUCAAAAAGUUAUGGACGCUCUGGAGCUUCAAGGUUUCCAAAGGCGUGAGUCAACCACCUCAAAGUUGGUGUACGAUUAUAAAGACCGUCCAAAACAUGAGAAGCAGGAAACAGAAUUAAAUGAAAAAGCUUUGGUCAAAGUGACAAAGUCACGAGCACCAGAAGUACCAGGGCCUUCCAGAGAACGUCAAAUCACUGCAACGCAACCAUCGAAGCCGUUGACGAAAAAACCUGAAAUAAGCAAAGGGCUCGUCUCGGGGCGAACAGCAAUGUUCGAAAGCUCCAAACCACGUCACUCUAUUCUUAGAAACCAGAAAGACCCUGCGGAAAUGUCCCUCAAAGAGCGUUUAGCCAUAUUCGAGAAAAACAAAGGUCAAGCCUUGGUUCCCAAAGCUGCUUUCGGAAUUUCUCCUUCCAUUCGUCAAAUAUCCGGCGAUAACUCAUAUGCCCCCAAACCAUCAUCAUCCUGUUUACCGAUCCAAGGUGCUGGGUUUGGUAUAGUCAGCAAAGAACCAGUCAUCCAUCAGAAGCAGAAAGUUGACAACUAUAAUAAGCCCCAAUUGACGGACUCAAAUGCGACCGGCUCUGCAAUCAAGAGCACCCUAGCGGCACUAAUGUCCAACAACAGCACCAUUUCGGAAUCGCAAAUUGCGGAAGAAACUCGUCGCCAGCGGCAGCAGGAAAUGGAGAUGCUGCUCAACCGAUUCUCGAAACCAACAGACAUGUCAUCGGACGGUGCUGAGGACAAGCCGAUUCCGUGUGCCCCACCUAUGCCCCCGGAGGGCUAUCUUACCCUGAGCGGGAAGAAGUCCACCAAUCGUGAUUCGGCCGGCAGCAAGAGGCGUAGCGGCGAGGAGCACGAUAGUCCGGAAGUUCGGUCCACCUUGGACGAUGUCAAACGGAUCCGCGUGGUGGCCCCGAAAGAUGGCCGUCUGUAUCCGACGUUGAGUGAUCUGGAGAGCGCUACGACGACCGAGUCCGAAGAUGGGGAGGGUUAUGUUACGGCUAGCCUGCUCGGGGAUGACGGUGAAAGGAACAACAGUCGUUACCAGGACUGUUACGGAGAGGAGGAGCAAGAGUACGAAGACGAGGAGGAACAUCCAGCGGACGACGAUGAGGACAGCUAUAUGUACUCCGAUGACGAUCACUCUGAUCCGGACACUAACAUGGGCGAUGUUAGUCUCGGUCACGAAAUAAUGCAGGCCGUUAAGCUGCAAGAUCGCCGUAUCAGUCACGGUGGAAGACGGCAAAGCCAAGACAAGAGGAUUAAUCCUGACAACGGUAAGCGCCAAUCCGGGUUCAGUCAGAACAGCUCGACGAGCGAAAUCUCUGCCGUUCUUGACGAUAUGGACCAAUACCUGGAGGAAGCACUGGACGAUGAUGAAGAAGGAGAUUUCGACACACCUAGGAAAUCGUCGAUGUCUUCCAACAGCUUCUCCUACCAGAAGAAUCCCCAUCCGAAUCAAUGUCACACAAUCAAUGAAGAAGAAACGGAAGAGAAGACAGACCCUCAAAAACCAUCCCCUACGCCCAAACAGAAGCAAAUGGUUAACGAAGAAUUUGGCAGCCCCGUUAAAUCCGAACUGAAGAUCAACCCAUCGGAUGACAAUAAUAUGGUCACUCUGGUGCACACUGUUAGCUUCUACCGGCGCCAGCAAUGUUCGAACAACCCAACUCCCGUCAAGAAAAUUCUCCGCACACCAGUACGAGCACGACCUAGUGUGGAUUCCACUACGGAAGAUUCGGACGAUUGCAAUUCCAGCAAUACGGCUACGGACAACGAAAACGAAUACCUGGUGCAGGAAAAAGUGAAGAAGCUUCUGGAUGAAGUUUGCAAACAGCAAACGAUUAUAUCGCAAACAAGCCAAGCAUUGAAUCUGUGUGCAGCUACGAUCGAAUUUUCCGGCUCCACCGAAUCCGUCGAAGGUGAACGUCACCUUUUGGUUGCAACUCAUCGCCGGCAAGCGAUCCUCGACGAGGUUCAACGACUACGGGUGGAAGGAUGCAUCAGGCCACCUGGAGCCCCGACCGAAAAAGGACGUCUAACGGUCAAAGAAAUUACAAUACCGCUGAAGCAGGACUAUAUUAGGAAACUUGCUUCCGAUGCCAUCAGCGGGCACCAUUUAGUUUGUCUGCUCAAGUACAACGACACGGUUCUGGCUACCCAAUCGGUACCAACGCUGCCAGGUCUGCUCUCGGUUCGAUUCCCCGAUGUGCUCCAAUUGAACAAUGUCUUCGCUGAUUUUAAGAUAACAAUGGAGAUUUAUGGAAUGACCGCCCAGAGAGAAGUUCUUCCGCAUGAGAUCAAAUACCACAUCGCUAUGAACAAAAAGGGAUCGAGCAAACUGCACACACCGAAGGGAGUGAAAAGCAACUCGCGCCUUAUCAUGCCACCAGUUCAAUCGCCAGCUGGACCCCAAGCGGUUCGCACUCCCGCACUCGUUCAAUAUGGCUUCAUUAUCUUUUCUUUGAGAGAAAUUCAACGCACGAACUGGACGCUGAAUCCGGUGGCCGGUGUUAGUCCCCUGGAGGGAACCGUACACAUGAAGGUGAACUGCGAGCUGACAGUCACCGUCGACUAUCGAGGUUUUCUCACCAUGUUUGAAGAUAUAUCCGGAUUUGGCGCAUGGCAUCGACGGUGGUGUCGCCUGUACGGCCACGUGAUUAGCUACUGGAAGUAUCCGGACGAUGAGAAGCGGAAAGCUCCUAUUGGGAGCAUUGAUUUGCAGCACUGCUGCACUCAGAAAGUGUCAGUUGCACCACGAGAUGUGUGCGCUCGAUUGAAUACAUUGUUGCUGGAAUUCCGAAGACCAGCCCAGCCCGAUGAUGUCGAAUCAUUAGUUUUGGUUCGACAGGGAAACACUACGAUCCAUCGGCAUUUACUGUCAGCCGACUCGAAGGAAGAACGAGAAGAGUGGACCGCGCAUUUGAAUAAAACAUUAGCUCUCUUAAAAGCAUGGGGUCAACCGAAUAAUCGAACUACAAGUUGCUGAUUGACGGGACCAUAAGGGUGAGUGUUGUACAGUCAUUGAUUAAGUAUUAUAUAUCCUUACUGAUCAGAUUAGUUUAUAGUUUUAAGUUUUGCCAUGCAUCAGUGCUUAUACGCAAAAGCGAUACAUUUUUUUGUCAUACUAUUAGAAGUAUGUGUCUUUCAACCGAGUGUUAUUAGACCAAAAAACAAAAUUCGAAAUUCUUAUUACGUAAACAUCCACCAACGUUAUGUAGCUUGUAGGAUAUUACGACUAUUGAAACAACUUAUUGGCAAUUGAAUACAUUUGUUUUUUUUAACUAUUUAAAUAUACUAUCAAUAUUGAUAAAAGAGAUUUUCAGCCAGUGGCUAGCAAGUCUCGAAGAUCCAUUGGAAAAUGAAUAUAUGUAUUUUAUUUUAUCUA